This is a messenger RNA of Mus caroli (Ryukyu mouse), 3818 nucleotides long. It is a transcript of the gene Slc5a12, whose product is annotated as solute carrier family 5 member 12. NCBI's taxonomy places the organism in Eukaryota, Metazoa, Chordata, Mammalia, Rodentia, Muridae. Gene Ontology annotation, molecular function: lactate transmembrane transporter activity; symporter activity. Gene Ontology annotation, cellular component: membrane; extracellular exosome. Gene Ontology annotation, biological process: sodium ion transport; transmembrane transport. The record is from RefSeq and is a predicted model, not a curated record.
UGGGCCAGCCUACUCCCUCUACCCCCCAGAAACUUCAGGAGUCCUCUGGCAGAUGUUGCAGAAGAAACGCAGACAGCUAGUGGCCAGAAUCUGAUCCCAGUUUGUCAUUUUUCCCCCUUGGUGUCAGUUUCACUACUAAUUGUAUUUCUACAGCCAGCUUUAGAGAACUUUGAGGACUGUUGAGUAUCUGAAAACUUACACAUGGAUGGAUGAUCUUCAACUCUUCAGAGAACCAAAUUCUUCCUUCCAUCUCAAAAAAGCUUUGGCUGUUGGAAAUAUCUCAGUGAGCCCUGCUUGAAAGAGACUCUCUUGUGUUCCACUUCCAAGCAUGAAGGUGAAGAACUUUGAAGCUUGGGAUUAUGUUGUGUUUGCAGGUCUCUUCGUCAUUUCCUCUGGAAUUGGCGUCUUCUUUGCCAUAAAGGAGAGAAAAAAGACAACAUCUCGGGAAUUCUUAGUAGGAGGAAGGCAAAUGAGCUUUGGCCCUGUAGCUUUGUCUCUGACAGCCAGCUUCAUGUCAGCUGUCACUGUCCUGGGGACUCCUGCUGAAGUCUACCGCUUUGGGGCAUCCUUCUUCCUUUUCCUCAUUUCAUAUGUAUUCGUGGUCUUUUUCACAUCUGAGCUCUUUCUUCCUGUGUUCUACAGAUCUGGCAUCACAAGCACCUAUGAGUAUUUACAGCUACGAUUCAACAAGCCAGUUCGAUAUGCAGCAACCAUUAUCUACAUCGUGCAGACGAUUCUCUAUACUGGAGUCGUGGUCUACGCCCCUGCUCUGGCUCUCAACCAAGUGACUGGUUUUAAUCUAUGGGCCUCUGUGUUUGCAACAGGAAUCGUUUGCACAUUCUACUGUAGUUUGGGAGGUUUAAAAGCAGUGGUGUGGACAGAUGCAUUUCAGAUGGUUGUCAUGAUUGUGGGCUUCUUAACAGUCCUCAUCCAAGGAUCAAAUCAUGUUGGUGGCUUCAACAACGUGUUAGAAAAAGCACGAAACGGAUCCCGGCUACACAUUGUUGACUUUGAUGUAGAUCCUCUCAGACGGCACACUUUUUGGACAAUUACAAUAGGAGGAACUUUUACUUGGCUUGGAGUCUACGGAGUGAACCAAUCAACCAUCCAGAGAUGCAUCUCUUGCAAAACAGAAAAGCAUGCUAAGCUUGCCUUGUACUUUAACUUGUUGGGUCUCUGGAUAAUUGUGUCGUGUGCUGUCUUCUCUGGCUUGAUCAUGUACUCCCACUUCAAGGAUUGUGACCCUUGGACUUCUCGUGUUAUUUCAGCACCGGACCAGCUGAUGCCAUAUUUUGUCAUGGAGAUUUUUGCAACUAUGCCAGGGCUUCCAGGACUUUUUGUGGCUUGUGCCUUUAGUGGAACUCUGAGCACAGUGGCUGCCAGCAUCAAUGCCUUAGCAACAGUGACCUUUGAGGAUUUUGUCAAGAGCUGUUUUCCACACCUCUCCGACACGCUGAGUACCUGGAUCAGUAAAGGCUUAUGUAUCCUUUUUGGUAUUUUGUGUACCUCCAUGGCUGUGGUUGCAUCCCUCAUGGGGAGUGUUGUACAGGCUGCCCUCAGCAUCCAUGGCAUGUGUGGGGGACCGAUGCUAGGUUUAUUCACUUUGGGACUCGUGUUUCCUUUUGUAAACUGGAAGGGUGCUCUAGGAGGACUUCUUACUGGAAUCACGUUGUCAUUCUGGGUGGCCAUUGGAUCUUUCAUUUACCCUGCACCAGAAUCUAAGACAUUACCUUUACCUCUAUCAACAGACCAUUGUGUCGAACUAAAUAUAACAACAACAGUAGCUCCACAGAUUUCCAGCAGACCUGUCCUAGCUGACACGUGGUACUCACUCUCCUACCUUUACUUCAGUGCUGUGGGCUGCCUGGGAUGUAUAGCUGCUGGAAUAAUCAUCAGCUUCCUCACAGGCAAGCAAAGAGGCAAAGACAUUGAUCCACUUUUAAUAAGACCAGUUUGCAAUUUAUUUUGCUUUUGGUCUAAGAAAUACAAAACUCUGUGUUGGUGUGGAGUUCAGCAUGACCGGGAAACAGAGCAGGAUUACCCUGACAGUGGCAGUGCCUGGAAACAAGGGGUUGAAUCUGGCCUACAGAAUGGACUCAAGCAAGACACCUUGGCUCAGAUUCCAGGCUACAACCCCAAAGAAAAAAGCUACAGCAACAGAGUGCCAGUGAAGACCACUUAUUUCUAGGAGAAUACAUGAGACAGAUAUCUUUACACACAUGCAUGCAUGCACUUCAUGUCACUUCCUGCUGUAGCCUUGUGUACAGAUUCUUGUCAGAAAAGAGGAAUGUCCAAUACCUAUUUAUACUUAUUUAUAGAAGUGAUAUGACUCAGGAUGUUCUUUGGGAAGACCAAAUUCAGGUAAGAAAAAUCAGCUAAGUCCUGAAGUGCUUAGUGCUACAUGACUCAACAGGACUGACUUUGAUUGUGAUGAAAGGAGUUAAAGUUUCCUUGAUUCUUGUCAAAUUAGAACUCUGGGUUUAUUGUCUAUUUAUUUGUAGGCUUUUGUUUUGUUUUGGUGCUGAGAAUUAAGCACAGGUCCUUGCUCUUGCAAAAUAUCUGCCUGACCACUUACCCUAGUCUACCUUUUAAAGUUUUAACCAUCAGAACAUCGUGGUGAGUUAGAGGACAAACAUAAAUGGGAAUCUGCAGCUUCAAUGCUGCUCUGACAAGGCUGAUAAAAUAGGAAUGACAUCAUCUCAAAGCUCACAUCUCACAUGUAUGUCGACACAUAGACAGAACCAUGCCCACCUUGUGGCCACAGCUAGAACACUUUACUUCUCUGAGUAUCCUCCCAGUGCCUCUGUUAUGCAUUCCAUUAGUCAUUUAUGCUGAGCUAUUAUGACCACACUUUAAGGGCAAUUGUACUAAGUACAAGGGGAGAAAAAUUAGUCUUCACAGUGGGAGCCAUCACAUAUAAAUAUGCUAUUCACUUUGUAUUGUUGAAGCAGUGUUUCUUAAUUUCUGUCAUUUAAAAAUGAUAAACUGGAGCUGGACACAUGGCUCAGCAGUUAAGAGAACUUGUUACUCUUCCCAAGGACCUGUGUUCAAUUCCCAGCACCUAAGUUGAGUAGCUUAUAACUGCCCAUAACUGUAGCUCUCAAGGUAAUCUGAUAUCUUUUUGUGACCUUCAUUGACAUUCACAUUCCUGUGCACAUACUUACACAUAGAUGCAUACACAUAAUAAAUAAUUAAAACAUUUUAAGUGGAAAAAGUCAAUGCAUAUCCAGAAGUUAAGAAUCUAAUGUACAAAGUUUAAUAAAGGGGAAGUCGGGAAGUCAUUCUUUAUUGAAAGCUGUGAGGUCAGAUAGUAUAUUUUAAACGAACCCUGAAAGAACAUACCGUUUACAGCAGAGAUCAUUAGCCAUAGAGUCUUACAAAUUAUCCAAAGAACUCAUCCAGGUUACAUGUGCAAGCUUAAGUCACGCCCUCAGAUUCAAGCACUAUAUUAGUUUUAGUCUGGAAAAGAACUUCAAAGUUCUGGAGCAGAUCUCAUCCAAACUGCUUUAUGUAGAAGCAGAAGGAAAUUUGAAAAAAAAAAAACAAAACAUAUUGUACUAUAGGCAGCUGGCACCUAAAAGAUGGCGCCGGUCUCCGCAUCGGUCGCUGCCAAUACCUCUGCACAGGCGCUAGCCCGAAUCUGGUGCCAACCUCUCCAAAGCGGGUGCAUGCAAAUUAAGGUGCCACAGACUGACCAAUCCGAGGAGGACACAUAGCCCUCCCCAGUGCUGGGGUGUAUAUAAGGAGUCCUCCCUGGGUUCCCCGGGUUCCCAUAGCAUCGAGUCGUUCCUGGAAUAAAGCUGUUGGGAAGAAUCUGA